Messenger RNA from Microtus ochrogaster (prairie vole), 2234 nucleotides. RefSeq names its product empty spiracles homeobox 1 (gene Emx1). NCBI's taxonomy places the organism in Eukaryota, Metazoa, Chordata, Mammalia, Rodentia, Cricetidae. Gene Ontology annotation, molecular function: RNA polymerase II cis-regulatory region sequence-specific DNA binding; DNA-binding transcription factor activity, RNA polymerase II-specific. The record is from RefSeq and is a predicted model, not a curated record. Gene Ontology annotation, biological process: central nervous system development; brain development; regulation of transcription by RNA polymerase II. Gene Ontology annotation, cellular component: nucleus.
CCCGCCAGGGCCGAGCGCAGGCGGGCGGGCGGGCGGGGGAGGUGAGGAGUGCGGGCGUGAGUGCAUGUGCCUGGUUCGGUGCACACCCCGCAGGGCGGCAGCGCCAGGGAACCGAGCGCUUUCCAGAGCCCCGCUUCCUCGCUCCGCUUCGGCGGCCGCGAUCAUGUUCCAGCCUGCGGCCAAGCGGGGUUUCACCAUAGAAUCCUUGGUGGCCAAGGAUGGUGGUUCCGGCGGGAGCCCUGGCAGUGGGGGCGCGGGCUCCCAUCCUCUGGCAGUGGCCGCCUCAGAGGAACCGCUCAGGCCCACGGCUCUCAACUACCCUCACCCCAGUGCGGCCGAGGCGGCCUUCGUAAGUGGUUUCCCGGCCGCUGCCGCCGCGGGUGCCGGUCGCUCGCUCUACGGAGGGCCCGAGCUUGUGUUCCCCGAGGCCAUGAACCAUCCGGCGCUGACGGUGCACCCGGCGCACCAGCUGGGAGCCUCCUCGCUGCAACCCCCUCACUCUUUCUUCGGCGCCCAGCAUCGGGACCCUCUCCACUUCUACCCCUGGGUGCUUCGAAAUCGCUUCUUCGGCCACCGCUUCCAGGCAAGCGACGUUCCCCAGGACGGGCUGCUUUUACACGGGCCCUUCGCACGCAAGCCCAAGCGGAUCCGCACGGCCUUCUCGCCCUCGCAGCUGCUGAGGCUGGAGCGAGCCUUUGAAAAGAAUCACUACGUGGUGGGAGCUGAGCGGAAGCAGCUGGCCGGCAGCCUCAGUCUCUCUGAGACGCAGGUGAAGGUGUGGUUCCAGAAUCGGAGGACAAAAUACAAACGGCAGAAGCUGGAGGAGGAAGGGCCUGAGUCCGAGCAGAAGAAGAAGGGCUCCCACCAUAUCAACCGGUGGCGUAUCGCCACGAAGCAGGCCAACGGGGAGGACAUUGAUGUCACCUCUAAUGACUAGGGGAACAAUCAUGAGCCCACAAGGGCAGAGCAUUGCUUGCUGCUGGCCAGGGCCCCAGGGGGCCCAAGCUGGACUCUGGCCAGUCCCUAGCCAGGCUGCAGGGAGGCCUCGAGUCACGGCCCCACAGGGCUUGGAGCCUGGGGCCAUCACUGUCAGAAGGACAAGAAAAUGGGCUGGCUGAGGCCUGGGACUGCUCAGCCUUCUGGUGGAGAGCCUGCUGCUUGGGUGGGCCACCAUCACUGCAGCCUCCCAGCUGCUCUCCAUGUCUCUUUUUGUCUUUGUUUUGAGACAUUUCUGUUUUAAUUUAUUUUCCAGGUACCUACUAUAGUUCUUAGUGAUCCUCUCAUGCCCCCUUCCCUAUGGGAAUAAUAAAAAUCUCUCUCUUAAUUGCACAACCAUCAUCUUCAACUGUAGAGCCUGGGCGGGUGGGUUGCAGUUCCCAGUGCAGUGGGGGCGGUCAGCAAGGGUGCUCAGGGCCCAGGAGCCUGAAGGGAAGCCUCGCUGGGUCUUUGCAAACUCAUGGAGGGUCAGAAGGGCGGAAAAAUCCUUACACAUACAGACUCGAGUGGCUUCUCCAGCUGAGGAGAAUCCAGACGAAGGAGUCCUGGGAGUGGGUUAAGGUGGGUCCAAGUCCAGGCCUUGCACAGAUGUGCGCAUGUCCAGGAGAAUCCGAGGCAGCCUUAUUUUUUAAAUUCAAAUGCGAGAUCUUACUCUGUUGCCCAAACUGGCUUCCUAGUCACAUCAAUCCCCCUGCCUCAGCCUCCUGGGUACUGGAUUGUAAGUAUGAGGACACACCUAGUGUCCAUGGGCUUAAUGGUGAGCUUGCAGAGGUCAUCGGCAGAGAAAGGCAGGACAGGUCCAGUGAACUCUUGUCCUUCUGCCCUUCAGUUUGUCUGUGUGUCCUUCCCCCUCGACACACUUCCUCCAUCCUGGAGAAGUUCGAUUUGUGUUUCCAGCAGUCUCCCCAGCCAACACCCAGGCCUGCCUCUACUUUAUCUCCCAUGAACUCCCCAACCGUCCGCUCUAGCCCUCUGCUGGCAUAAAUGGCAGUCACCAACUACUGUCCCAGUUCCCCUUGCAGCCACACCCAUGCACUCCCUCCCUGAGCUAACCUGUUUCUCCACCUGCAGGAAUGACCUCCUUUUCUCCCAAACCCCCCAUGUUUCCAUUUUGGGUCCCUCGGCUCCGCUUCCUCUGGUCCAUCCACACCUCAUGUCUGUUCUACCCAGCUAGAUUCCAGACCAGACAGUGGUGUCCAGUCACGCUUGGUCAAUGCAGCCCCCACAGCAUCCCUGCC